AUGGGUAGAACGUCUCAAGAGCAAUCCCAAUCCGACCAUGAUGACUUGGGUCCAUUUUCUCCCGAACCACAAACGGCUUCGCAAAACACUGCGACAGAUAUCGAGGCACUCGAGACGCCGAUAGUAGAGCAGAGCAAAGUGCAUCGAAGCACCUGGAGAAUAGCCGCUACACUGGUCGCAUUGUUCUUGUCCUUGUUCGUUGCUGCACUCGAUGCCACCAUCACUGCUACAGCUACACCAGUCAUCGUUCAUGAUCUCGGCUCAGCUGUCGGAUAUACCUGGAUUGGGGGUGCCUAUCUACUUGCGAAUGCCGUGGGAGCUCCAAUAUGGGGCCAGCUGUCGGACAUUUGGGGACGCAAAAUGAUCUUGCUGGGCGCCCUUGCAAUAUUCUUUGCGUCGUCCACCGUCUGUGCCGCUGCCACAACCAUGUCAGGAAUGAUUGUUGGUAGAGCUCUUCAGGGUUUCUCCAGCGUGGGCAUUAUAUUGAUUGUCCAAGUGGUGAUUUCUGAUCUAUUCAGCUUGAGACAAAGAAGUCUGUUCCUUGGACUGUCCCAAGGGGUCUGGGUUGUAGCUGGUGGCUGUGGCCCCAUCAUCGGUGGCUUAUUUGCCUCUCUUGUAACCUGGCGUUGGUGUUUUUGGAUCAAUUUACCCGUUUGUGGCUCGUCAUUCUUCAUGACGUUGCUCUUUCUGCGAGUUCAACACACGAAAACCGCCUUCCGAGUCGGAAUGAAAGCUAUCGAUUGGUGUGGCCUCUUGACCUUUCUGGCUGCGAUUCUGAUGGUAUUGAUCGGACUCAAUUUGGGCGGAGUCGUCUACCCGUGGACGUCUGCAAAAGUGAUCGUUUUACUCGUUGUGGGAGCUACCAUGUUUGCCGUUUUCAUCUUCUGUGAAGCCAGACUAGCCGAAUAUCCGUUGCUACCGCUCGGUCUCUUCAAGCAAUGGUCCAAUGUGGCUAGUCUGCUUGUGUGCUUCUCACAUGGUUUAGUCUUUAUGGCUCUGGAAUUCUACCUCCCGUUGUUCUUUCAAUCCGUCAAGACAGCCACUCCGCUCAAGUCUGGUCUGUAUGUCUUGCCCAUGGCAUUAUGUACAGGGCUGGCUGGAGUUGCGGCCGGGAUGAUCAUCCACCGUUUUGGUAGGUUCAGAGCACUCAUAUGGGUUGGCACCUGUGUAAUCUGCCUUGGAAGCGGCUUGCUCGUCAUGCUCGACACGGAAUCUUCGAUUGCCACAGCCCUCGGAAUCCAGGUUGUGAUAGGCACUGGGUCUGGGCUUUUAUUUCAGUCGCCGAUGAUCGCCAUUCAGAGCAGUGUCGAUCAGCAAGACGUCGCAACAGCGACUGGCACGUUUGCGUUUGUCCGAAGCACUGCCAUCGCCGUAUCGGUCAUUAUUACUGGUGUAAUAUUCCAAAGCUCCAUCGAUCAAAAAGCGUCCAUGCUCGCCGAGGCUGGCCUUCCAUCAUCGAUUCUGGAACGAUUAACGGGCAAGGAGGCAGCUGCGAACGUCAUGAUCUAUACCGAGAUAGGGGAUCCCUCUCAGAAGCUUGCCGUGUUGCGAGCGUUUGCAUGGUCGACGCGCCAGAUGUUUAUCGCCACCACCGCCUUCGCCGGCUUAGGCCUUGUUGCAGGUUUGUUCGUCAGACACGGUCAUCUGAGCGAGGAACACACUGAAACAGUCACCGGAAUCAAAGAAAAGACGCCAGUCACUUGA
Fonsecaea pedrosoi CBS 271.37 is the source of this 1704-nucleotide messenger RNA. RefSeq lists its product as uncharacterized. The record is from RefSeq and is a predicted model, not a curated record. Bases 1 to 1704 code for a protein of 567 amino acids. Gene Ontology annotation, biological process: transmembrane transport. The transcript has 5 exons. NCBI's taxonomy places the organism in Eukaryota, Fungi, Ascomycota, Eurotiomycetes, Chaetothyriales, Herpotrichiellaceae. Gene Ontology annotation, molecular function: transmembrane transporter activity.